GAGUCAGUCAAAUGGGCUCUCCGGCAGUAUCGCCGACCCCACUGCUCUGCCCUCCUUCCUUCCUUCCUUCCUUCCGAUUGAAUCACGUUCCGUAAUCUGCAAAAUGGAAAAAGUGUUCACCUUUCCACCGGCUAUUUAUAUGGACGUUCUCGUUGAUCGUUAAGCAGCUAGCUAGUGUUGUAGAGGAUUUCCGAUCUGGUCGGGCUGUUCCUUUGACUUCGAACCUCCGGCUGCGGGGGUGCAGAUCUGCGAUUCGGAUGCAGAGCAUGGGGGUUGACGACGAUGGCUACCGAUCGUCGGACACGAUCCAGGCGGAGGGCGUCGGGGGAGAGCGGGUGGUCGUCAGCGGCCCGCUCAGCAAGCGCGGCAGCCGGAAGAGCGCCCGGUUUAAUCUCCCGUCCUCCGCCUCCACCUCCUCUUCCGCUGCCUCCGCAGGCGGCGACGACGAGGCCUACGUUGAGAUCACCCUCGACGUGCGCGACGAUUCGGUGGCGGUGCACUGCGUGAAGCCGGCGGCCGCCGGGGAUGCGGAGGAUUCCGAGGUGUCGCUGCUGGCGCGGACGCUCGAGAAGCGGUCGGCGUCGUUUGGGUCGUCGGUGAUGAGGAACGCGUCGUCGCGGAUUCGGCAGGUGUCGCAGGAACUCCGGCGGUUGGCGUCGGUGACGAAGCGGCCGGCUGCGGGGAAGUUCGACCGGACUAAAUCGGCAGCGGCGCACGCGCUCAAGGGGCUCAAGUUCAUCGCCAGGACUGACGGCGCCACCGGCUGGACGGCGGUCGACAAGCGCUUCAACGAACUCGCCGUCGACGGAUUACUUCACCGGUCCCUCUUCGGCCAGUGCAUAGGCAUGAAGGAAUCGACGGAGUUCGCAGGAGAGCUGUUCGACGCGUUGUCGAGGAGAAGAAAUAUCACCGGGGACAUGAUCACUAAGGCUGAGCUGACCGAGUUUUGGGAUCAAAUCACCGACCAAAGUUUCGAUUCCAGGCUCCAAACUUUCUUUGACAUGGUGGAUAAGAACUUGGAUGGAAGAAUAACAGAAGAGGAGGUCAAAGAGAUCAUCACCAUGAGCGCGUCGGCUAACAAGUUGUCAAAGAUACUAGAGCAGGCGGAGGAGUAUGCUCGGCUCAUCAUGGAAGAAUUGGAUCCCAAUGACCUUGGCUACGUUGAGAUAUAUAACUUGGAGUUGCUGCUGCUGCAAGCGCCGAAUCAGUCGAUGAACAUAGGGACGACCAACAGCCGGAACUUGAGCCAGAUGCUGAGCCAGAAGCUGAAGCCGACGAAGGAACCGAACCCGCUGCGGCGAUGGUACCAACAGGCGAGGUACUUCAUAGAGGACAAUUGGCAGCGGGCGUGGGUGAUUGCGCUUUGGCUCUCCAUCUGCGCUGGCCUCUUCACUUGGAAAUUCAUCCAGUACCGCCGCCGCGCCGUCUUCGACGUCAUGGGUUACUGCGUCUGCGUCGCAAAGGGAGGAGCCGAGACGCUCAAGUUCAACAUGGCGCUCAUCCUCCUCCCCGUCUGCCGCAACACCAUCACUUGGCUCCGCACCAAGACCCAGCUCGGCAAAGCGGUUCCCUUCGACGACAGCCUCAAUUUCCACAAGGUGAUCGCGGCAGGUAUCACCGUCGGCGUGGGGCUGCACGUGAUCUCGCACUUGACGUGCGACUUCCCUAGGUUGCUGCACACGUCGGAGAGGGAGUACGUCCCGAUGAAGCCCUUCUUCGGGGACACGAAGCCGGACAACUACUGGUGGUUCGUCAAAGGGAAGGAGGGAUGGACAGGGCUGGUGAUGGUGGUGCUCAUGGCCAUCGCCUUCACCCUCGCCUCCCCGUGGUUCCGCCGCGGCCGCGUCAAGCUGCCCAAGCCUUUCCAUCGUGCAACCGGCUUCAACGCCUUCUGGUACUCCCACCACCUCUUCAUCGUCGUCUAUGCUCUCCUCAUCGUCCACGGCUACUUCCUUUACCUCACCAAAGAGUGGUACAAAAAAACGACCUGGAUGUAUCUGGCGAUUCCGGUUAUCCUGUACGCGAGUGAACGGCUGAUAAGGGCGUUCAGGUCGAGUAUCAGCGCCGUGAAGAUAUUGAAAGUUGCAGUGUAUCCAGGCAACGUCUUGGCCCUUCAUGUGUCCAAGCCACCGGGCUUCAGAUACCAUAGUGGACAGUAUAUAUUCGUCAACUGCGCUGCCGUCUCCCCUUUUCAGUGGCAUCCAUUCUCCAUCACCUCGGCUCCACAAGAUGAUUAUGUCAGCGUGCACAUACGGACACUCGGUGACUGGACCAGGCAGCUUAAAUCAGUUUUCUCCCAGGUGUGUCAACCACCAACUUCUGGGAAAAGUGGGCUUUUGAGAGCAGACUACGACGAUGACAGCAGCAAUGGAGCCAGCAGAAGCUUUCCAAGGCUGCUUAUUGACGGGCCUUAUGGAGCGCCAGCCCAAGACUACAAGCAGUACGAAGUGGUACUGCUGGUGGGGCUGGGCAUCGGGGCCACGCCCUUCAUCAGCAUCGUCAAGGACAUCGUCAACAACAUGAAGGAAUUGGAGGCCCUGGGACUGGCUGACGACGACAUUUACGAUGACGGCAACAUCGAGAGCGGCAGCUCGCACAAGAGGUCGGCCUCGGUGUCGACGUCGGCAGCGUCGUCGUUCAAGACGCGGCGGGCCUACUUCUACUGGGUGACGCGGGAGCAGGGGUCGUUCGAAUGGUUCCGGGGAGUGAUGAACGAGGUGGCAGAAACGGACAAGAAGGGGGUGAUCGAACUCCACAACUACUGCACCAGCGUGUACGAGGAGGGCGACGUGCGCUCCGCCCUCAUCGCUAUGUUGCAGUCCCUCAACCACGCCAAGCACGGCUUGGACGUCGUCUCGGGCACUCGGGUCAAGUCGCACUUCGCCCGCCCCAAUUGGCGGACAGUGUACAAGCGCAUCGCGCUCAAACACCGCGAUAAGCGAAUUGGCGUGUUCUACUGUGGAGCUCCAACUCUGACGAAAGAACUACGCGAGCUGGCGUACGAUUUUUCCCACAAGACCAGCACAAAGUUCGACUUCCACAAAGAGAACUUUUGAGCAGCCACAUUUUAGACCAAUGGAGGGCUGCGUGCGGAAUACUAAUACAAAUAAAUUGCAUACUUUGAGUGGUUUACCACUAAUACUAGGGCAUACCCCUCUAAGUUAUUGUAAUGUUUCCCCACUCAGUUCUCAGUUCUCAGUUCUCAGUUCUCAGUUCAUAUAGAAAUGGUAGAAUUUUGGCGAGGUACUGAGCUAAGCCACCGAAGCUUAAUUACUUAUUGGUGGACUGAGCGAUAUAUAUAGUUGAUAUAGAUUUGAUGUACAAAGACCUGAAUUGGUCAACUACUAAUGUUACCUAGUAUAUAUAUGUAGUCUCAGCAAGGAGGAGCAAAGGGACUCUCCUGUUAUUUGAAUUAUUUACUUUUAUAUUACUGAAUUGUUGAUAAUGCA
This is a messenger RNA of Zingiber officinale, 3449 nucleotides long. Its product is annotated as respiratory burst oxidase homolog protein C-like. The record is from RefSeq and is a predicted model, not a curated record. Gene Ontology annotation, cellular component: plasma membrane. Bases 258 to 3056 code for a protein of 932 amino acids. NCBI's taxonomy places the organism in Eukaryota, Viridiplantae, Streptophyta, Magnoliopsida, Zingiberales, Zingiberaceae. The transcript is spliced from 10 exons. Gene Ontology annotation, molecular function: NAD(P)H oxidase H2O2-forming activity; calcium ion binding; peroxidase activity.